ACCCAACGGUAAGGUCACAUGUUUGGUCAUGAGGAAGUAAACAGUGAAUGGGUUAAAGAAAAUCCACGGGACGAUUGCUCCAACAUCACGAGGCUUUCCAACGGUGUAUUCGACCACUGACGCAUAUAAAGGUGUGGCUCCUCUUGUCUGAUGGACUUCUUGGCGGAGAACAACCUGUGUGGCCAGGCCGUCCUCAGGAUAGUUUCCAGGGGAAAUGCUAUCAUUGCUGAGCUUCUACGCCUCUCUGACUUCAUCCCUGCAGUUUUCCGACUCAAGGACAAGAGCGAUCAGCAGAAAUAUGGAGACAUUAUCUGUGACUUCAGCUACUUUAAGGGCCCCGAGUAUUACGAGGGAAAGUUAGAGGCCAAACCUGACCUUCAGGACCUGGAUGAAGAGUUUAGAGAAAACAAUAUUGAGAUUCUUUCCAGAUUCUAUCUGGCUUUUGAGAGCGUCCACAAAUACAUCGUGGAUCUAAAUCGAUACUUGGAUGACCUCCAUGAGGGUGUUUAUAUACAGCAAACACUCGAGACUGUGCUUCUAAAUGAGGAUGGAAAGCAACUACUGUGUGAGGCGCUCUACCUGUACGGUGUUAUGUUGCUUGUUAUCGACCACAAAAUUGAAGGGGACGUUCGCGAAAGGAUGCUGGUCUCCUACUACAGAUACAGCGCGGCAAGGUCUUCAGCUGACUCCAACAUGGACGACAUCUGCAAGCUCCUGCGCAGCACCGGCUUCUCCAGCCAGCCUGGAGCCCGACGGCCUGCCAACUAUCCAGAGAGCUACUUUCGCAGGGUUCCCAUCAGUGCCACAUUCAUCAGUAUGGUCAUCGGAAGACUGCGCUCUGACGACAUCUACAACCAAGUGUCCGCCUACCCUCUACCUGAACAUCGUAGUACGGCGCUGGCUAAUCAGGCAGCCAUGCUGUACGUCUGCCUUUACUUCAGCCCGUCCAUACUGCAAAGCCAGCAGGCCAAGAUGAGAGAGAUCGUGGACAAGUACUUCCCUGACAACUGGGUGAUCAGUAUCUACAUGGGGAUCACCGUCAAUCUGGUGGAGGCUUGGGACCCGUACAAAGCUGCUAAAACUGCUCUCAACUACACGCUGGAUCCUGCCAACAUCAAAGAGCAGGCCAGCCGUUACGGCACGAGCAUGGAGAGCCUUCGGCCGCAGGUGCAACAGCUGCUGAAGGAAGGCUUCCUCAGAGACGAGAUCAUUCUGGAUAACAUUCCCAAAUUGCUUAACUGCCUAAGGGACUGCAAUGUUGCCAUUCGCUGGCUGAUGCUGCAUUCGGCUGAGUCGGCGUAUGACCCAAACAAUAAGAAACUACGGCAGAUCAAAGAGCAAGUGCUGGCUGACUCCAAAUACAAUUCCAAGAGCCUCUUUCAGCUCCUCCUCGAUGCGGCCCAGCUGGAGUUUACCCUCAAGGAGAUGUUCAAGCAGAUGCUGUCAGAGAAACAGAUCAAAUGGGAGAGCUACAAGAAGGAGGGCUCCGAGAGAAUGACCGAACUGGCCGAAGUCUUCUCUGGCGUUAAACCGCUCACAAGGGUGGAAAAGAACGAAAACCUCCAAGCUUGGUUCCGAGAAAUCUCGAAACAGAUCCAAUCGUUGAACUAUGAGGACUCUACAGCUGCCGGUAGGAAGACGGUCCAACUCAUACAGGCUCUUGUUGAGGUUCAGGAGUUCCACCAGUUAGAGUCCAACCUGCAGGUGUGUCAGUUUCUGGCAGACACCAGAAAGUUCCUGCACCAAAUGAUUCGCACCAUCAAUAUCAAGGAAGAGGUCCUCAUCACAAUGCAGAUCGUGGGAGACUUGUCGUACGCUUGGCAGAUCAUCGACAGCUUCACAAGCAUUAUGCAGGAGAGCAUCCGAGUCAGUUCCUCCAUGGUCACUAAACUGCGAGCGACCUUUCUGAAGCUGGCUUCCGCUUUGGAUCUUCCAUUGCUGCGGAUCAACCAAGUCAACAGCGCUGACCUGCUGAGUGUUUCCCAGUUCUACUCGGGAGAAUUGGUCGCCUAUGUCAGAAAGGUACUGCAGAUCAUCCCAGAGAGCAUGUUCACCUCUCUGGCCAAGAUCAUUAAGCUUCAGAUCCACGACAUCAUGGAGGUGCCCACGCGACUGGACAAGGACAAAUUGAAGGACUACUCCCAGCUGGGGGCACGCUAUGAAGUGGCUAAACUCACCCAUGACAUCUCCAUUUUCACUGAGGGGAUCUUGAUGAUGAAGACCACUUUAGUUGGAAUUAUCAAGGUGGAUCCUAAGCAGCUUCUGGAAGAUGGCAUCAGAAAGGAGCUGGUGAAGAGGGUGGCUUAUGCGCUGCACAAGGGCUUGAUUUUCAAUCCUAAGGCUAAGCCGAGCGAGUUGAUGCCCAAGUUAAAAGACAUGGCAGCCACCAUGGACGGAUUCUACAGGUCCUUUGAGUACAUCCAGGACUACGUCAGCAUCUACGGUCUGAAAAUCUGGCAGGAGGAAGUGUCUCGAAUCAUCAAUUACAACGUCGAACAAGAGUGCAACAGUUUCCUCAGGGCUAAGAUCCAGGACUGGCAGAGCGUGUACCAGUCCACUCAUAUCCCCAUCCCGAGGUUUCCAUCCGUGGAUGAGUCCGCCACCUUCAUUGGACGUCUCUGUCGAGAGAUUCUCCGCAUCACAGAUCCCAAGCUAACGUGCUACAUUGAGCAAAUGAACACCUGGUACGACCUGAAGAGCCACCAGGAAGUGACCAACAACAGGCUGUUCUCAGGGAUCCAGAGCUCCUUGGGUACAUUUGGCCUCAAUGGCCUGGACCGCUUGCUGAGCUUCAUGAUUGUCAAGGAGCUGCAGAAUUUCCUGACAAUGAUUCAGAAGACCAUUUUGAAGGACAAAGCUGCAGUCGAGGUCUUGAAAGCCGUCCUGAUCGCUGUCAGUCCGGUUCAGGGCGUUGUAGGGAAUGCCAGCAAAGUGUAUGCCGGCGCUGUCGCCAAAAUCCCCAAAAUCUGGGGGCCGUAUUUAGAGGUCAUCAUGAAGGUUGGUCAAAUGCAAAUUCUUCGGCAGCAAAUUGCCAAUGAGUUGAACUACUCCUGCAAGUUUGACUCCAAACACCUGGCGGCUGCCCUCCAAAACAUUAACAAGUCGCUGCUAGCAGACAUUGAAGCCCACUACCAGGACCCGUCGCUGCCCUACCCCAAAGAGGACAACACUCUCUUGUACGAGAUCACAGCCUAUUUAGAGGCUGCCGGUAUUCACAACCCACUUAAUAAGAUCUACAUCACCACAAAGCGCCUUCCUUUCUUUCCCAUCCUCAACUUCCUGUUUGUGAUAGCACAGCUGCCUAAACUUCAGUACAGCAGAAACCAAGGAAUGACAUGCAGGAAAUCCACCGACCCAGUGGACUGGCCUCCUUUAGUCCUCGGCCUUCUCACGCUCCUCAAGCAGUUUCACUCCAGAUACACAGACCAGUUCUUGGCUCUCAUUGGGCAGUUCAUCCGCUCUAUCAUGGAGCAAUGUACAAGUCAGAAGAUCCCUGACAUGCCCUCUGAUGUGGUGGGAGCGCUCAUGUUCCUGGAAGACUAUGUCAAAUAUACUAAGUUGUCGCGCAAGGUGGCUGAAGCCCAUGUCCCCAGUUUCAUAUUUGAUGAAUUCAGAACUAUACUGUGAAGAUCCAGCCAAAACUACUUUUAUUGCCUUUUGUAUGCACUUCCGUUUUUAUUGUCUUGAAGCACAUGUAAGAUUGUAUUUUGUACAUGCAUAGAUAGAUCAAAUUGCCUUGGAGUUCCUAACAUUACAGCUUAGCAUUUUGUAACAUCACAUGUAAUAGAUUUGCGUGUCAAAUGUGUUGGGUAACGAGGCAAUAGUGUAGGGGGGGGGAA
Syngnathus acus (greater pipefish) is the source of this 3839-nucleotide messenger RNA. It is a transcript of the gene washc5, whose product is annotated as WASH complex subunit 5. Gene Ontology annotation, cellular component: WASH complex; endosome. The record is from RefSeq and is a predicted model, not a curated record. The coding region runs from base 151 to 3627 and encodes 1158 amino acids. NCBI's taxonomy places the organism in Eukaryota, Metazoa, Chordata, Actinopteri, Syngnathiformes, Syngnathidae. Gene Ontology annotation, biological process: endosome fission; regulation of actin nucleation; endosome organization. The transcript has 29 exons.